AAAAUGGGUCUGAAAUGUUCCCUCACACGUCUCCUUCUAUCUUCUUCUUCUUCUCCAAUUAAACUAAAAACUAAAACUGUCUCUCGCCGGCGGUAACUUUUCCCGGCGACGAAACUUUUCUCCUCCGCCGUGUUUCCUAAACUUUUAUCCUCAGUUUCAAUGACGCUUCACCGCUAAAAAAACCUUUUAGAAAAAAUCUCCCUUCUUCUUCCUCAAAACGAACUCCGAUCAUCUCGAGCUUUGUGAUUUGUGAACUUCUUCACACGAUGUUGGAUCUUAACCUCGACGCCGAUUCACCUGAUUCGACUCAGUACGGUGACUCGUACUUAGAUCGGCAAACAUCAGACGGCUCCGCCGGGAAUCGUUUAGAAGAGUCCGGUACAUCGACGUCGUCUGUUAUCAAUGCCGACGGAGACGAAGACUCUUGCUCUAAUACUCGUGCCUUCACUCUCAGUUUCGAUAUUUUAAAAGUCGGAACCAGUAGUAGCGGCGGAGAGGAAACUCCCGUCGCCGGCGUUACUACUAAGGAGUUUUUUCCGGUCACCGGAGACUGUGGACAUCUGCGAGAUCUCCAAGGAUCUUCGAGCUCUAGAAGCUGGAUUGAUCUUUCUUUUGACGGAGAAACGAAAUUAGCUGCUCCGGUACCGGUUCCGGUACCGACUCCGGCGCCGGUUCCGGCUCAGGUGAAGAAGAGUAGGAGAGGACCAAGGUCGAGAAGUUCACAGUAUAGAGGAGUCACUUUCUAUAGAAGAACUGGUCGUUGGGAAUCACAUAUUUGGGAUUGUGGCAAACAAGUCUAUUUAGGUGGUUUCGAUACUGCUCAUGCUGCAGCUAGAGCUUAUGAUAGAGCUGCGAUCAAAUUUAGAGGUGUUGAUGCUGAUAUCAACUUUACUCUUGGUGAUUAUGAGGAAGAUAUGAAACAGGUACAAAACUUGAGUAAGGAAGAGUUUGUGCAUAUACUUCGUCGUCAGAGCACGGGGUUCUCGCGGGGGAGUUCAAAGUAUCGAGGGGUUACAUUACAUAAAUGUGGGAGAUGUGAAGCUAGGAUGGGUCAGUUUCUUGGUAAAAAGUAUAUAUACCUUGGGCUGUUCGACAGCGAAGUAGAAGCUGCAAGGGCUUAUGACAAGGCUGCAAUCAACACCAAUGGUACGGAAGCAGUCACAAACUUUGACAUGAGUUCAUACCAAAAUGAGAUUAACUCUCAGGCCAAUAACGAAGGUGGCCAUGAGAAACUUGAUCUCAACUUGGGAAUGUCUCUUUCUCCUGGAAAUGCACCAAAGCAAAACGAGAGGCUCUUUCACUUCCCUUCUAAUACUUAUGAAACACAGCGUGGAGUUAGCUUGAGGAUGGAUAUCGAGUUUAUGGGAAAGCCUGUGAAUACACCUAUUCCUUAUGGAUCCACGGACCAUCGCGUUUACUGGAACGGAGCAUGCCCUAGUUAUAAUAAUCCCAUCGAGGGAAGAGCAACAGAAAAGAGAAGUGAAGCUGAAGGGAUGAUGAGUAACUGGGGAUGGCAGAGACCGGGGCAAACAAGCACGGUGCAACAGCAGCCUCCUGGACCACAACCACCACCACCACCAUUGUUCUCAGUUGCAGCAGCAUCAUCAGGAUUCUCACAUUUCCGGCCACAGCCUCCCAAUGACAAUGCGACUCAUGGUUACUUUUAUCCACAACCUUAACUUACAAAGGAGGGGACAUAUGAGAGAGUUUUUAGCCUCUACUAUAGUUUAGUCCCCUUAAUUUGUCAUUUGGGUAGAUUUUUACAUACAAUGAUCUGAUUUUUUUUUUUCCAAAUUUAGUGAAAAAAUUUGGUUUUUUUUUUUUUUUUUUUAAAUGGGGGAGAGAAAUGUGUGUGUUUUGUGGUAAUAUGAAAAGUCAUUAUCAUAUAAUAUGGUUUGUUUAUGUGAAAAAUAUGUUUCUUAGUAAGAGGACUCUUGAAACU
This is a messenger RNA of Camelina sativa (false flax), 1942 nucleotides long. RefSeq names its product ethylene-responsive transcription factor RAP2-7. NCBI's taxonomy places the organism in Eukaryota, Viridiplantae, Streptophyta, Magnoliopsida, Brassicales, Brassicaceae. Gene Ontology annotation, biological process: regulation of DNA-templated transcription. The record is from RefSeq and is a predicted model, not a curated record. Gene Ontology annotation, molecular function: DNA binding; DNA-binding transcription factor activity.